This is a messenger RNA of Planococcus citri (citrus mealybug), 1600 nucleotides long. Its product is annotated as brain-specific homeobox protein homolog. The record is from RefSeq and is a predicted model, not a curated record. Bases 356 to 1243 code for a protein of 295 amino acids. Gene Ontology annotation, biological process: regulation of DNA-templated transcription. The transcript has 5 exons. Lineage: Eukaryota; Metazoa; Arthropoda; Insecta; Hemiptera; Pseudococcidae. Gene Ontology annotation, molecular function: DNA-binding transcription factor activity, RNA polymerase II-specific; DNA binding.
UUGACGAUUUUAAGCCUCAUUACCUCUAUUUUCUUACCACAAACCACUAAUAAGCUAGUUUCGCUGUCUCAUCCUAUUCGCAAAAUUUGCCGCCGCGUAUUUCGCGUCUCUCUCUCGUGUACCUAUACUAUUAUUACUAAAUAUCUCUAGCGAUUAGUACCUACCUAUCUAUACAGCUAUGGGUAUUUGAAAAAGAGAAAAAAAACAUUAUCGCAGGCAGAAAUUGAAAUUUUUGUGGGGUGUUGUUGGAGUUCUUUUUUUUUUUGGUAAAUUUUCGCGUCGACGAUUAUUUGAUAGGUAGGAUAAUUUUGAAAUAUUUCGCCUUUCGAGGCUGUUCGCGAGUGUACCUUUUUUCAUGGAUAUAUUGGGUUCGUUCGUGUCGAUAGAAAAUCGCCGUAUGAAUUGCGCAAAUACUACCAACGUUAAUGAGAAUCCUGCUAGUAAUACUAAUCAUAACAGCAAUGUUUCUGGAAACAAGACGUCCUUCUUAAUCGACGAUAUCCUAUUUCCUGCUAAAUUAAGAAAUGAAUCCACCAGACAGGUAACAUCGCUCCACAAAAAUGUAAACACCAGUUCUUCCGAUUGUUACACGUUCAUUCCUCAUGCAGCAGUAGCUGCUGCUUAUUUGACUGGCUACUCUUCACAAUACGUUCAUCCCAAUAAUUCCGGUUACGCUGAUACAUCAUUUUUCUUAGGACAACAAGGUUUACCCUUCGGUCCUUUCUUCACAGCGGGUACAGAUUUCAUAAGUAAGCAAUGCAGACGAAGAAAAGCCCGAACAGUGUUUUCAGAUCAUCAAUUGACCGGUUUAGAGAAACGGUUUGAAGCUCAACGAUAUCUAAGUACACCGGAAAGGGUAGAAUUAGCUUCUGCUCUGCAUUUAUCCGAAACUCAAGUUAAAACGUGGUUCCAAAAUAGACGAAUGAAGCAUAAAAAACAACUGAGAAAGAUGAGCGACGAUAAAAAAGUCGACAAGCAGAUUCCAUCAGUAAAGGAAAACCUAAUAAACAAUUAUUUACCAGUGAAUAACGAUUGUCCGAUGGAUUAUUCAUCGAAAAAUCAUUCCUUCUUCCAAUGUCGUAACUUCCAAGAUACUCAGCAUCAACUCAAAGAAGACGAAUCCUCUAGUAAUGUGUCUUACCAUAACGUAGAUGUAGAAAGCAACACUAAUACUGAUUUAUCAGAUAACGAAGUGAUAGAUAUAAUCGGUGAUACUCAAGAUUGCUCCAGGUAUAGACAAUAAUAACCCAUGUUAAUUAGUUGAAAAUUAUCAUUUUAUCAACCAUGUGCCCUGAAUUUUUUAUAAUCUCCUUUUUUUUUAUUCAUAAUGAUAUCGAAGAAUAUUGUAAACGACAGAAUUCAUACUAUUCAUUAUUGUUGAGUAGGUAAAAUGAAACAGAAUGAGAAUGAGAAAUGCUCUCAAAAUGUUGUUCGUACAAUGUCUAUACGGAAGUUUGUUUUCGCUUUUAUUUUUCGAGGAAGAAAUCAAUUCUAAUUGUAUUUACUUAAUAAGAAUGUCACUUUUCAAAACCGUAUAUGGUUCAAGUGAUUGGAAUUUAAGAGCUUUAUUAUACGUUUGAUGAAGUUACUAGUGAGAAAA